CUCCUUUACCACCCUGAGAUACACUCGAAUAUGUCUCUCGGAGCAAUUUGGACACAAUUCUUCCCACCACGCAACGGCGCACCGCUAACAGAAACUAAUUUGUUAAGCCAAGCCGGCAAGGUGUUCAUCGUAACAGGCGGGUCAUCCGGGAUAGGAUAUGAGACCUCACGGAUCUUGUACGGUGCGGGUGGCAAGGUAUAUAUGCUUACGCGAUCGAAAGACAAUGCUGAAGAGGCUAUUACCCGCAUAAAGACACACUAUGUCCAAGAUGGGGAUGUGAAUGUGAAGACAGGGAGCUUACAUUUCAUACAAAUGGACGCUGCGGAUUUUGAGAGUGUCAAAAACGCUGCCCGAAAAUUCUUGGAGCUCGAGGAGUUAGAUGGGAGGCUCGAUGUCUUGUUCAAUAAUGCGGGUGUUGGCGCUCGGAAAAAUGCUCCUCGAACUCCCCAGGGACACGAACAUCAUUUUGCUACCAAUUCUAUUGGGCACCACUUACUCACCCGAUUACUUGCCCCUAUUCUGUCUAGAACAGCUAAGAAGUCCCCGAAGGAUACAGUGCGUGUCGUGUGGGCCGCGUCAGUUCUUGUCGAUGUGAUAAGUCCUCAGGGUGGGAUCCGGAAAGAAUAUUUACAGGAUCCCUUCAGUAUUAUGAAUCAAAAUGAGCUAUACGCCUCUUCUAAAGCCGCAAACUGGUUCCUAGCUUCAGAAUUCGCACGCCGGCAGUCCGAGACUGGAGCUUUCGGCACGGGAGUUGUCCAUAUAGCCGCCAACCCGGGGAACUAUAUCACAGGAAUAUGGCGUACCGUUCCCCUGCUUCAAAUUAUUCUUAGACCUAUCCUCCGCUAUCCUAUACACGGUGCUUACACGUAUCUCUGGACGGCAUUCUCAGACUCGGUCACUAUGGGUGAUGCGGUGACAGGACGGUAUGCGAUUUGUGAUGGGAGAUGGCAUCCUGGACAGAGAAAGGAUCUUCUUCUAGCGCUGAGAGGGGAGGAAGAAGGGGGGUCGGGACGGGCAAGGGAGUAUUUCGAGUGGUGCGAGGACAAAGUAAAGGAAUUUAUGGGCUAA
Daldinia vernicosa is the source of this 1068-nucleotide messenger RNA. RefSeq lists its product as uncharacterized. Bases 31 to 1068 code for a protein of 345 amino acids. The record is from RefSeq and is a predicted model, not a curated record. The transcript has a single exon. Lineage: Eukaryota; Fungi; Ascomycota; Sordariomycetes; Xylariales; Hypoxylaceae.